UUGGUUUGCUCAGUUUACUCUUCGACCUUCGACGGUUCGACCUUCGUUAUCAUGAGCUGAUCAGCUCAUCACGUUUCUCUCCUUUCAAAUAAAAAAACUUAGGUAGGGUACACCUACAUACUCAUUAUAUAUUCAUAAAAGAAAUCCCAUAACCUGUGCGUCACAUGGCGAAUGUGUGGCAGAAUAUUCUUGCAUCAGACGCACUCUGCAAUCAUUUACGAACUCCCAACAAUCCUUGCUUGAAAACCCUUUAUUUACGUCGCCGAGCUCUUUUGCUGCAAGAAAAAUCUACCAAAGUAUCAAGCAGUGAGGAGAGUUUCAGACGUUCUUACUUGCAGCUACGCUCUACAAUCUUGUAUGAAAGAUAUGGGGUACCAAAGGAAAUUCUGUGCUCUCGUAGUCGCUCUGUUAGUCUACGUGGAAUGAAUGUAUCCUUGUCUGAGAACAAAAACCACAAUUCUCAAGAUGACCGAUACAUGACAAUUCAGCAAAUGUUGGAUCAUCAUAAAGAAGCUAUUUCAAAUCUUACAUUUGCAAAAGAUGAAGCAUCCCUUCUUGCAUGUGCUUCAUUUGAUGGAACCUUGUCGAUUUGUGAAGUUUCACCCAUAUGCAGAGUCUUACACAUCCUAUCUGGUCAUGCAGCAGCAGUAACAGAGGUACAUUGGUCGGACAGAAAUGAGUGGCUUUUGAGUUGCUCCUUGGACGCAUCACUUCGAUUGUGGGAUGCACAAACCGGGAAAUGUUUGCGAAUAUUUCGUGAUCCGACCAAGUCAUCCAUCAAUUGCUGUGCGUUUUUACCUUCCAACAACAAUCUAGUCGUAGCCGGGAACAAACGUGGUAUGGUUCAAAUACUCAACAUUUCAACAGGCAUCUUCCCGCUUAAUGGUAGCAGUCAAAUCGGAGCUCCAGUUACUUGCCUCACUUGUGAUGGGUUGGGUAGAUUAAUAUGGGCUGGUGACGAUCGGGGUUACAUAAACUCGUUUCUUGUGGAUUCAGCAACGGGUCGACUAACUAAAGGACGUCGUCUUGAAAUUCAACCUUCAGUGCGUUCUCAAGGACCAUUGGUCACCUCAAUUUCUUUCACGGCAUGGGCUGGUCGAGGUGGACGUGAUCCUAGCCUCCUAGUCAGUUGCGCUGCUAAUGCUCUAUUUUUAUACAAAAUUGUCGAUGAACAAGGAGGACUUCGCCUGAAACGAAGAUGCCCGUUAGCACACCAUCAGUCUAAAAUUCGAUCAGAGUUUUGUCCAGUGUCAUCUCAGCCAGGAGCGUGGUGCCCCAAUCUAGUGUCUGGUGGUGAGGAUGGGUGCAUCUAUUUUUUGCAUGUUGAUGCUACGUCAACUACAACUCGUCGCAUUCCCGCACACGCUUCUGCCGUGCUAUCGGUGGCAGCCAACUACAACGGAGCUCUUUUAGCUUCAGGAGAUAGCCGUGGUAUUAUUAUGCUCUGGGGAAAACCAUCCCAUUGAAACUCCUCCCUACUAAUCAAAUCAAUGCUCUAAUGUCUAACAAAUAUGGUCAUUGAUCUCUCAACGCGGAUUGUCAACGCUAGUAGGAAACGCAGCAAGCAGCCCAUUCUUUUAAAAUUAGAUUUAUAUGUUGAGCUAGCAACUAUUCUGGUGAAAAUUCGUUAAGUGUUGCUUUUCCGGUUCCGUCCAGAGAAUCCCGUUUAUUGACAUUCUGCAAUCGCGAAGAUAAAAACACGCCCCUUAAAAAGUUUGCAGGAUGUGAGUUGUAUACGUACUUGCGUCAUUUUCUGGCGUAUUGCUGUUUGCAAACAUCAAAAGAAACCCGUAAUGAUGUAAUUACGACUGUUAAACGAAGACGCUAGUAAUGUUGCUCCACAUUUUAUUGCCGUGCAUGCUUUAACCUUCAUGUUUGGUAGUCAUAGGAUAAACGAAACUUUCGUCCUUUCUAUCAGUAGUAAUCGGAAUUCUGAAAUCCCAACUUUUAUUGAACCAAUCACCUGUAUGGCGGAAUUCUCAUUCACGUCGGAUACCUUUGGUUCAGUUCUCGGCUUUGACGUUUUAGCAACGUGAUUUCAUUACGUUAUGAAAAACGUGAAAUCCAAUGACGUCAUUUUCAGGCUAUUUUUAAUAAGUCACGAUUUUCGUCAUGGUCCAUUGUCAGAAUUUGAAAAGAUUUGGAAAUGCGGUGACCAUUAAGGCAUCGAGAACGAGAUUGAACCGCAACCCGGUUCCGUUGGGUUAACUGUGAUGACUCACCACUGGUAUUUCAAAAGAAAACAAGCAAAAAGAAAAAAAAAAACCCUUCCGCAAAAUGGUGCUUCACAAGCAACGUUUGGCAAUAGUGUUGUCUCCUUUCUACGAACCGAGGCGCCACUGACAACAAAAAACAACAGAGAGAGGGCUGGACCCGCUGGAGUCGUAUUUCUCAGCCAGUUGGUCCUAGCCAGUCGAUAGUUUCAUUUGGUUGUUCGGCGCAGUGGGCGUUAGAAAACAAGUUCUCCUCCAGUUUAUUCAAAAUAUCGAGUAUUAUUUAGUACUUGCCAGAAAUGGAAAAAGGAAACCCUCCCCCGUACGCACCUUCUGCACCUCCCCCAGGAUUUAUAAUGCAAGAAGAACAGAAAUGCUACCCUGCACUGCCAGUGGCCGACCCUGCUCCCACUGUUAUUCACGUUGGGAACCAACAGGCCGCACCACCGCAAGUGAUCGUCGUAGGAGGAGGAUGCCCGAAAUGUCACGUGGGUUCGAUUCACACUAGCCACAUCACGUGCUGCGGAAUAUUGUGGGCUAUUUUACUAUUUCCAGUCGGAUUACUUUGCCUUUUGUGUUGCACUAAAAAGAGGUGCACCAACUGUUCAUACACAGACUAAUAAUUAUGAACCCGCAUGUGCUGACGUUUUGCAACAAGUGCAGGAUAAGUCGAUUAUUUGGAAGCUUGAAAAUGAAGGGUUUCAUUUAUCCUUGAAAGAAAGAAAGACCAAAAACAAGGAAUAACUAUUAAGUAUUACACACUAUUUUCUCUUGCUUGAAAAAAAAAAAGAAAAUUU
Messenger RNA from Daphnia pulicaria, 3010 nucleotides. RefSeq names its product WD repeat-containing protein 13-like. The record is from RefSeq and is a predicted model, not a curated record. Gene Ontology annotation, molecular function: promoter-specific chromatin binding; protein binding. Gene Ontology annotation, cellular component: nucleus. Lineage: Eukaryota; Metazoa; Arthropoda; Branchiopoda; Diplostraca; Daphniidae. The transcript has 13 exons. Bases 165 to 1466 code for a protein of 433 amino acids.